Saccharomyces kudriavzevii IFO 1802 is the source of this 465-nucleotide messenger RNA. It is a transcript of the gene ARC15, whose product is annotated as Arc15p. Lineage: Eukaryota; Fungi; Ascomycota; Saccharomycetes; Saccharomycetales; Saccharomycetaceae. Gene Ontology annotation, molecular function: actin filament binding. Gene Ontology annotation, cellular component: actin cytoskeleton; cytoplasm; Arp2/3 protein complex. The record is from RefSeq and is a predicted model, not a curated record. Bases 1 to 465 code for a protein of 154 amino acids. The transcript has a single exon. Gene Ontology annotation, biological process: Arp2/3 complex-mediated actin nucleation; regulation of actin filament polymerization.
AUGGAAGCCGACUGGAGGAGAAUUGACAUCGAUGCAUUUGACCCGGAGAGCGGUAGGCUGACCGCUGCUGACCUGGUACCACCAUAUGAAGUGACUGUCACAUCACAAGAAUUACAACCCCGAAUGAAUCAAUUGCGUUCGCUGGCCGCAAGCGGAGACUCUGUGGGAGCCGUUCAAUUGCUCACAACCGAUCCUCCAUACAGUGCGGAUGCUGCAACAAAGGAACAGUAUCUUGGGAGUGUGCUUGAAGCAUUGACACAAGUCAGACAAGCCGAUAUUGGUAAUGUGAUCAAGACUUUGAGCGAUUCGCAGAAGGACGUACUGGUGAAGUACCUAUAUAAGGGUAUGUCUAUACCCCAGGGCCAGAAACAAGGGGGGAUCCUACUUGCUUGGUUGGAAAAAAUUACCCAAGUCAGUGGCGUCACACCUAUUGUUCACUAUAUAUCGGAUAGAAGAACCGUAUGA